This is a messenger RNA of Monopterus albus (swamp eel), 3145 nucleotides long. RefSeq names its product centromere protein K (gene cenpk). Gene Ontology annotation, biological process: mitotic sister chromatid segregation; kinetochore assembly. Bases 98 to 754 code for a protein of 218 amino acids. The record is from RefSeq and is a predicted model, not a curated record. Lineage: Eukaryota; Metazoa; Chordata; Actinopteri; Synbranchiformes; Synbranchidae. Gene Ontology annotation, cellular component: nucleus. The transcript is spliced from 10 exons.
AAACGUUACGUCAUCAAAGUUGGCGGUAUUUUGAAAAAGAAGCGUCUGUUUUGUUGUGGUUCGCUUAGCGAAGAAAAACCAGUAACAUUUGCAAAUUAUGGAUGAGGUGAACCCAGGCAGCCAGGCAGCAGCAGAGCUGUCACAGGCUGCUCAGGCGGAGCUGCUGGACAUGUGUGAGGAUCAGUUUGCUCUGCUUGAAGAGGUUCAGAAUGAGAUUGUGCUGCGUGAACCAGAGCCAUGUGAGAAUCCACAAGAGCAGUCAGAAAAUCAACUGAUAGCAGCAGAAGCUGAACUGAAACAGUGGCUGACACUGGAGCCUGACUUGUUAAUAGGAAAUUCUGAAAUUUUGCUCCAAGCUGCAAAAGAGGAGAUGCUUAAGAUGUGCUCUGAUCUUGAGAUGAUUGUUUCUUGCUGUGAAACAAAGAGAGACAAACUGAGAGAAACAAAAGAACUUGAACAGAAGUGGCUGGAGGAAAAGAAACAGGUGCUGAUAGCUGUCAAUGAUCACACUGAACGACUUCAUAUGGAAAAGGAGCAAUUAUCAGAGCACAGUUUACUGCGGGACAUCAAGGAGAAAAUUGCGAAAAUGAAGGCCUACCAGGACAAGUUGAUGGAGUGCCUGGGAGAUGUCCUGGAUAAGCAUCUUCCUUUGCCUCAGGAUAGAUCCACUUCAAAUAAGAAGAAGAAGAACGCUGAACCAGAGUUAAAUGAAGACCAGGUUUCUCUUACUGAAGUUCUGGAGGUGCUACUGUAGCUGUCUGUCAGAAGGGUCCAAGUACAAAUUCAGCUGAUACUUUAAGGGUUGCGGUGCUUCUAUCAAGAUAGGAAUGAAUGCUUAAAGAUCCAGUGCAGUCAAAUUACAAAUCACUUAGUUCAGGUGAAACCCCAGCUGUGCAGACAGUUUCAUUUUAUUUUGAAAGUUUUGAGAGCCACAAGCUUGUUGCAACAGCACAGUUACAAUUGAUGGGAUAGUUUGUUAUGUUAUAAAGCUUUAAACAAUGGAAUUUGAGAAGCUUCGCUUUGUUUUUACUGUGAACAUCAGGAACUGCGAUUACAUUUACACUCGGUACUUUAUUAGCUAUACUUAGCUAAAACAAGUGCAUUCUAAUCCAACAGUCCUAUAAUAAAUCCUUUCUUCAUGAAGGGGGUAAUGUUCAUGUUGUUGUAAAAAGGUGUUGAUUCAACUGUAUGGUCAGUCUGGAAGAUGCAGUUUGUGAGAGUUUACAGUAAAUAAAUAGCCAUUUUGCCCAUUAUGCUACAUUCAGUAACCCAUAAUGACAAAGUAAAAACUUGUUUUUAGAUUUUUUAUUUUGUUUUUGUGCAAAUUUCUUAAAAAUCAAAACCUGAAAUCUUUCAUUUAAAAGUAUUCAUACGUUUUGCUGUGGCACGCCAAACUGUGGUCAGGAGCAUCGUCUUUACUUUUAAUUAUCCUCAAGAUAAAAUAAAGUCAUGAAGUCCAAGGAACUCUGUGCAAACCUAGGUGUUGAUCAGGGCUGGAGUAUAAAACCAUUUCUAAAGGAGCGCCGUGGUCCCAGUGACUGUGAGUUGGCUAUCCAGCUGAAAAAUUUAGCAAAAGGGAGGUGACCAAGAAGCCAGUGGUCCCUCUAAUAGAGCUGCAGAAGUGCUCUACAGCAAUGGGAGAACCUACCAGAAGGAUGAUCAUCUCUGCAGCUCUCCAUCAAUCGGGCCUUUGUGGUAUCGUGCCUAGACAGAGGCCACUUUGAGUAAAAGGCAUAAAACAGCCUGCGUGGAGUUUGCCAAAUGGCAUCUAAAGGACUCUUGAGACCAUGAUGAAACAGAUUCUCUGGUCUGAUGAGAAAGAAAAUUGAGCUUUGGGCAGAACUCCAAGCACUGUGUUUGGCAAACAUCACCUGACUAGCACCAUUCCUACAGUGAAGCAUGAUGGUGGCAGUAUCAUGCUAUGGGGGUGCUUCUCAGCAGUAGGAACAUGGAGACUGAGGGCAGGAUGAAUGCAGGCUGAUAUAGAGGGGUUCUUGAAGAAAACCUGCUCCAGAGUGCACACAAGCUGAGGCUGAGGUGAUGGUUCACCUUUCAGCAUGGCAGUGACCCAAAGCACACAGCCAAGACAACACUGGAGUGCCUUCAGGACACGUGUAGGACUGCCCUUGAGUAGCCCAGCCAAAGCCCAGACAUAAACCCUAUGAACAUCUGUGGACAGCUCUGAAGAUACUGUUCACAGGCGCUCCCAUCCAGCUUGAUGGAGCCACAGAGGAUCUGCCGGGAAGAAUGGGAUAAACUGCCAAAAUCCAAGAACUUAACCAAGAAGAAUGGAAGCAGUGAUUCCUGGCAAAACGGCUCCUACAAAAGGUCUGAAUACUUUUGUGAAUGAGAGAUGUAGGUUUUGGAUUUUUAAUAAAUUAGCACAAAUUUCUAAGCAUAUGUUUUCAUUUUGCCAAUUUGAGUGUACGCUGAUGGAAAGAAUUGGCAACUUGAAGUCUACAACACUGAAGUGGGCAAAAAGUGAAGGCAUCUGAGUACUUUCUGUAGUCACUGUAAAUAAUAUCUGUAAUAAAUGUCACAGAAGAGUGUUUGAUGGUAAUGAUUGUUAAUAACCUGGGGUCACACCUUCAGGGGCCAUGAUUUUUGAAGGAUUUAGGGCCUGAUUGACCUUUUUCACAGCAGUCGUUCUCAUGUAUUAUAACAGGAAAAAAGGUGUAAUUAAUCCAAUUGCUAAUAGCUGCAUACAGUUUUUCUUACGUCAGCCAGUUCCAUUGCCCUUGCUGCCAACAGAGCCAUUGUUAAUUACACCUGUGUUUUUGCUGCAGUAACCAGUCAGAAUGUCUUCCUGGAGAAGAUUUUGUUGAAAUGCAGACUAUGUGUCUUGUCCUCAAAUAUGUUGAUGGAGAAAUUCCCACCUGUGCUUAUUCUUGGUUCAUGCAGUAAUGACAAUAAUAAAAUUGUUUAUGGUUAUCAUCCUCACUCCUCCUAUGUCCUUGAAUUACAGGACUAUAAUUAUAGUCACAGUUUACUUGAAGGGCAGUCAGCAGUGUUCAACAAUCCUAUAGCAUAUACACAUAAAUAUCCUGUAUUUAAUGAUGAGACAGGAGUUUUGUCAGAUGUCAUCUCUCCAGCUUUCCUGUUUCAGUCCAGUGUGUGUAAACUUAAUACAGGGAAAAUAGAGCUA